AUGGCUGGAAACUACAGGUUCGCAAUGGACCAAAAGGACAUUGCGAGACAAGUGAACACCACAGUCGACAGCUUCAUCCGAGAUCGGCUGAUCAACAAAGAAGAGAGGACUCAACACAAAGAACAGUGCGCCGAGAGAUUGGCGGCUGAGGACGGAAGCUCCGGCGAAGACCGAGGCGAGGUUCGGUACUCCGAUCAGGCGGUGUUGGCGAACCUGGACUGGGGAAUCGAGGCCUUAGAGGAAGCCAUUGAGACCUACAACAUGGAGACCAAGCUCGCCCGCUUGGACUACGCAGAGAAGAUACCCUGCAUGUUACAAGUCUGCGCCAUGUUGAACUCCGACCAGAAAACCGCCGGUGUCCCUAACUUCUACCUCUCCGCCUGGGCCCACCUCAAUCUAGCUUACUUGUGGAAACUGCGAAACAAUGUCCAUAACUCGGUUAUUCAUGUUCUGGAGAUGUUCAUCGUUGACCCUUUCUUCUCGAGGAUUGACUUCGCUCCUGAGCUCUGGAAGGACCUUUUUCUUCAGCACAUGGGAUCGAUUGCCGGGUGGUACUCGGAGGAGAGGCACAGGCUUGUCAUGGAAGUUAUUCCUGAUUCUUCCGACCUAUCUUUCACGAUUGAUUUGGACCAGUUCUUCAAUGAAUCUUUGAUAUUCAGACCGGAUCAGGUGGAGAAACUGCAGAAGCUGGAGCAGCUUUUUGGGGAGUCGUUGGAUGAGAGUACAAGGCUUUAUGCUAAAUACUUCAAGGAUUGCUUGAACUCCGAUUCGACGAACACCGGCAGGAAAGUGAUUCCGAUGUUGCCGAUCGCCGAGCCGCCAAUGACUCCUUUGCAUGAGGUGAGCCGAUCGAUUCCCGAUUUUGUGAAAUUCGGUCCUGUCUUGCCCAAGAGUGCAGGGUUUGCACCGUUUCUCAAGGCUAAGGAUAGUAUCAGAGAAACUAGCAGGGGUCCUAGCAUAAUGAGUGGAACAUCCAUUACCCCACAGAAUAGGGAAUCAAGGUGGGAUCCACAGGAAGGCUUGCUUGAGGAGAAUGAAGAUGAGUCUGACUAUGAUCAAGAUGAUGCAUCUAUGGAUUCAAAUGAUAAAGCUCAAAGGUUACAUUCUCCUGGCAGUAGCAAGACAAUAAACGACAAGGAAACUGAGGAAAAUGUACAAACAUCUAAGAUGAAGGCUCUAAUACAUUCUCCAACAGUCUUCUCUCCUUUUUGUUCCCCUAAACCUUUUCCGCCAAACAUGUCAUCUCCAAAACCAGAAGUGCAGUGUAGAAAUAAUGAACCCGUUACUCUGCUGCGCCUUAAGUCCGUCCGCUUGACAGAUUCUGCUUCCGCCACAUCUUUGCCUGUGUCGCCACCCAUGAGUAACGAUUACAGCACUAGCUCAGUAGACUCUGAUGGCGAGGCAAUAGAGGUUUUGCAGAGUUGCAGCCGAAACUCUAGUCAAAAGCAUAGUUUUGAAAGUGUUAAUAACCGAACAUGUAAAAAUAGUUCUAUUAAUGAGGAUUAUGAAGGAAGCCAGAGCUGCAUUUCAUUCCCAUUAUCUGAGAAGCCGACUUCUAAAUCGAGACCGCUGAAGGAUUUUGUUUGCCCUAUCACAGGUCAGAUCUUCUGUGACCCAGUUACCCUUGAAACGGGUCAAACAUACGAGAGGAAAGCUAUUCAGGAAUGGCUGAAAAGAGGAAACAUAACAUGUCCCAUUACACGACAACCCCUGUCUUCAAAUAAACUGCCCAAAACAAACUAUGUUUUGAAGAGACUCAUAAUAUCUUGGAAAGAGCAACUUCCUGAUCUCCCUGUUGAAUCUCAAUGCUCCGAAACACCUAGGGAUAAUCAAUACUGUCACUUCACAAGAGAUACUUCCGUGGCCUCCACUCCAUGUAGAACAUUUGAUUUCUCCUCUCAUAGGAGCAGUGAUGAAUAUACCAACAACCAUAGAAACAAAAGACUUACACAAGCAGCCUUAUCUACAUCCCCAACAAGUGUGAUAUCUCAAGCUGAAGUUGAAAAAAUCAUCAACGGUCUAAAACCUCACAUUUCAUGUCUUUGCACUUCAGAGAACUUACAAGAGUGUGAAACAGCUGUGUUGGCAAUAUCCAGACCAUGGAAAGACUCAAAGGGUGAUCCUGGUGUUCGUUCUUGUUUAUCUGAGCCUACCAUUGUAAAUGGCUUUGUAGAAAUACUGUCCGCUUCUCUGAAUAUAAACGUUCUGAGGACCUCAAUAUACAUUCUCUCUGAGUUGAUAUCUGCAGAUGAAAAUGUUGGGGAAAUUCUCACUAGUGUAGAUUCUGAUCUUGAUUGCCUGGCUGCUUUGCUGAAGAAUGGCUUAGCUGAGGCUGCGAUUCUUAUAUACCAGCUUAGACCGGCUUUGUCUCAGUUUUCAGCUCAUGAUCUUGUACCUUUCCUUGUCCAGUUAAUGCAAAACAAACAUGAGGAGUUGGAUGAUCUUCAAUUUGUUAUGGAGCCUAAAGAUGCUGCUAUAGCAAUGCUUGAACAGAUUUUGGUUGGAGGAGAUGAAAAUAGCAGAUGCAUCAAUGCCUUGAGUGUCAUUUCUGCAAAUGGAAUUCCUGCAUUGGCCAAAGUUUUGAAUAGGGUAGAAGGAAGAACUUCUGUUGUUUCCAUACUUUUGUGCUGCAUGCAAGCUGAAAAAGGUUGCCGGAAUUUAAUAGCAAACAGAAUUGAACUGUCUCCUGUUCUGGAAUUAUUUCAUGGCGGGAACGAUUCUGUGAGAGGCAUAUGUAUAGGAUUUCUUUCGGAGCUUGUUCGGUUGAGUAGGAGAACAUUCUCGAAUCAGAUAUUGCAGACAAUUAAAGACGAAGGAGCAUUUAGCUCCAUGCAUAUGCUCCUUGUGUACCUUCAAAUGGCGCCUAUGGAACAACAACCUGCCAUUGCUAGUCUUCUUCUUCAGCUUGAUCUCCUGGUUGAGCCACGGAAGAUGAGCCUUUAUAGGGAAGAAGCUAUAGAAGCGCUAACUGAAGCACUUCGGAGGAAGCACUUCUCUAAUUCUCAGAUACUGGCAAUCGAUGCCUUGUCAUCUCUUAUUGGUCGUAUUACCUCCUCCGGGGAUUCAUAUACUGAGGCCUGGUUACUCAAAACUGCCGGGUUUGAUCAACCUUACAAUGCUUUAAUGAAGGCAGAGCAGCUGAAAAAACACGACAGUGAUUUGAUGGAAACAAUAGAAGAAGAAGAGAAAGCUAUAAGCACUUGGGAGAAGAGGGUUGCUUUAGUACUUUGCAACCACGAAAGAGGAUCUAUUUUUAAAGCUUUAGAGGAAUGUCUAAGGAGUAGUUCAUUAGAAAUGGCAAAAGCAUGUCUUGUCGUUGCCACAUGGCUCACAUACAUGCUUUCUAUAAUCCCUGAUACUGGUGUUAAAAGUGCUGCCAGGAAGUCAUUGCUUGAUGAAUUCAUAAAUGUUCUCCAAUCAUCUAAGAAUCAGGAGGAGAAGAUUUUGGCAACUUUGGCUUUGAAAACUUUCAUUAGUGACCGAGAUGCAGCUAAAGCAAUGGGAGCGUAUGCUAAAUGCAUCUACAGAACAUUGAGAAAGCUCAAGAAGAAUUCAGUGGUGGUUGCUGACAUAAUGAAAACAUUGAUGAACCUUCCAUCUGUGGAUGCAACAGAGUUGUGGAGUUGUACUGAACUAGUUGAAUCAGACUCAUCUACGAAUGGAGAGGUUCUGUCUUUGAUUCAUUUAAGAGGUCGGAUCUUAAGCAGCCAUUCCGACGGAACCAUAAAGGUUUGGGAUUCUGGGAAGCGGGUGCCAAGGUUGAUUCAAGAGGUUCGUGAGCACUCAAAGGCUGUCACAUGUCUCUAUGCUUCAUCUUCAGGCGACAAACUAUACAGUGGUUCCUCAGACAAAACAAUUCGGGUAUGGGCAGUCAAAGCAGAUGAAAUCCACUGUGUUCAAGUCCAUGACGUGAAAGAAGCAGUAUUUGACUUGGCAGCCAAUACCAAAGUUGCCUGCUUUAUAUCUCAAGGAACAGGAAUUAAGGUUUAUUAUUGGUCUGGAUCUCCAAAACAUAUCAACUUCAACAAGUACGUGAAGUGCCUGGCGAUGACAGGGAAUAAACUAUAUUGUGGUUGCUCCGGUUACAGCAUCCAGGAGGUGGAUUUAUGCUCAUAUACAUCUCAUACCUUCUAUUCUGGUACAAGAAAAUUGUUGGGGAAACAAACCAUAUAUUCCCUUCAAAUUCAUGAUGGCGUUCUCUUUGCAACUGGUUCUUCAGUUGAUGGAACCGCAGGAAAGAUAUUCUUGCUCUCAACAAAGGCAAUAAUAGGAUCAUUCCCAACUGGGUUUGACAUCCAACGGGUGGCCAUCAACAAUGACUUGAUAUUUACUGCCACAAAAUGUGGAAGCAUUGAGGUUUGGUUAAGAGAGAGAUUCACAAGAGUGGCUUCCAUCAAAAUGAGUUGUGGAGGACAUACAAAGAUUACUUCUUUGACGUCAGAUAUGGAUGGAGGAAUGCUGUAUGCUGGCUACUCUGAUGGCAAAAUUCAGGUUUGGGAUUUAGACUAGGCGUGUCUUCCCAAAACGUUUGUCGAGAUUCAUGCUUCUUUUGUAAAUUAUGCACCAGUGAUUUCUUUUUUUCUUUUUUUUUUAUGCGCAGUUGAAGAUGAAAUGUAGAUUUUUUUU
This is a messenger RNA of Morus notabilis, 4626 nucleotides long. Its product is annotated as putative E3 ubiquitin-protein ligase LIN-1. Gene Ontology annotation, molecular function: ubiquitin-protein transferase activity; protein binding. NCBI's taxonomy places the organism in Eukaryota, Viridiplantae, Streptophyta, Magnoliopsida, Rosales, Moraceae. Gene Ontology annotation, biological process: protein ubiquitination. The coding region runs from base 1 to 4509 and encodes 1502 amino acids. The transcript is spliced from 17 exons. The record is from RefSeq and is a predicted model, not a curated record.